This is a messenger RNA of Chara braunii, 3132 nucleotides long. Lineage: Eukaryota; Viridiplantae; Streptophyta; Charophyceae; Charales; Characeae. The record is from the annotation of a GenBank genome assembly.
CGUCGACGUGCAUGUACGGCGCUGUGUAGUGGAGCGAGGCCCACUACUCCCCAAAUGCGGGCCUCACCACGGAAGGUGGCUAGAAACAUCGGACACUAUUAAUGGAAUCUAAGUGGUUCAAACGGAAGAAGUCGCGUGCUGGCGAGCCUCCAGGACCAGAAACACCACGACGGGAGUUCGUCCCACCUCCAACUCCCGGUCCCGAUCCUUCUCCACCGUCUUCUUCUACGGCUCCUCAGAGUUGGGUUGUGGGGAUCGAUCUCGGCACCUCAUUCACCUGCGUGGCCGUCUCCGGCGACAAGGGCACGGUAGAUAUCAUUCCCAACGACCUUGGUGAGCGUAUCACCCCGUCCUUCGUUGCAAUCGCAGGAAAUGAGCAUCUUGUAGGUAGUGCUGCUCGGACAUACGGCACGAGCCAUCCGGAGCAGGCCAUCUUUGAGGUGAAGCGCCUAAUGGGCAGGUUGUAUGACGAAGGUUGUGUGCAGGAAGACGCAAAGAUGUGGCCUUUCCAUGUGCGAAAGGGCCCGCACGGGGAAGCGCUUGUCGGCUUUUUCAAGGGUCCUGCGGCGGGCGAGGUAACAACGUUCGAGCCGGAAGAGAUCUCUGCAAUCCUGCUGCGGAAGAUGAAAGAAAUGGCGGAAAACUUCAUUGGAGGGAGAACGAUAACCGAUGCGGUGAUCACUGUUCCCGCCUAUUUUAACGACAGCCAACGGCGAGCGACCAGGGAGGCGGGGAAGCGCGCGGGACUGAAUGUCCUGCGGCUGCUGAACGAGCCAACGGCGGCGGCGUUGGCGUACGGUCAUCAGAAUCUUCUAGGAUCCAAAUCGUACGGAAAGAAGAUUCUAGUGUUCGAUCUAGGAGGGGGCACGUUCGACGUGUCAAUCAUUACCGCGGAAGCGAGCGCAGAGGACGAGUCCAAGUUCACUGUCAACGCCGUGGCGGGAGAUACGCACUUGGGAGGAGCGGAUUUGGACAACCGACUGCUGAAAUUUGUGGCGGGAAAGUUCACGCGCGACAGCGGUGUCGACAUUUUAACCGACAGGAGACUGCUCGCCCAGGCAAAACAGGCAGCUAUGAGGGCAAAGGAGAGGCUGUCAAAUCUGUGGGAGACAGUGGUGUGCAUGGAAAUUGGCGGGAAACCCAUCUCCACGGAGAUAACCCGCGCAGCGUUCGAGUCUCUGAACGGGGACUACUUCGACAAGUGCAUCACGAUCGUCGAGAAAGCUCUUCACAGCGCGAACAUGAAGAAGAGAGAGAUCACCGACGUGCUGCUGGUUGGCGGGUCCACGUGGAUUCCCAUAGUGAGAGAGAAACUGAGUGCGUUUUUCGGGACCCCGCCACUGGCGUGUCUUCAUCCCGACGAGGCGGUAGCUUACGGAGCGGCGGUGCAGGCAAGGCUGAUAGUUGACAGCAGGUGCCAGGAAGCGGCGGACGACUGCCAGUCGAACGUGCGGCGACCAGCGCUCGGGACUCCAGCGACCGCCGGUAGACCGCCACUCCGCCUACGAGGCAUAUUGGUGCGUGACGUGGCGCCACUCACCAUCGGACUUGACUCGGGUCUGGAUUUCAUGAUCUCUCUCAUCCCUAGGUUCACUCUCAUCCCUCACGAAGCUGAGCACCUAUGUUGUUGCGACAGCGAUGACCAGAGGGAGUUCAAUUUCAAGCUGUAUGAAGGUGAGCGGGCGGCGUGCAGUGGUAAUCGGUCGCUUGGCGGGUUCUUACUCACAGGUUUCGUACCUGCGCCAGCGAGCGGCGAGCCAGUGGCGCGAAUAAUUGUGAAAAUGGACAGAGAUGGAAUUCUAGAGGUAACGGCGGAGGCGACUGCGAACAACGCCGAGCUCGGGAAAAAGGCGGGAGUCAAAGUGGAGACCGUACUGCGCAGGGUGGGGACGGACGACCCCCAUGUUGCUCCCGCCCUCGCAGGCGCUGCCGACUGCAACACGCCGGAAGCGGAAGCAGAGGACGCCGCGCUCACAGCCGCUUACGAAUCUCGAGUAAAGCUGCAGACUCUGGCGUGGUCAAUCCGAGGUAGAUCUGCUCUGAUGAGGGGAAACGACGACGAAGCGACGAAGAAAGCGGUGGACGUGUCCAACUGGCUGCGCUGGCAGUCUAGCCUCCAGCCAAAGCUUGAAUACGACAAAAGGCUAGAGGAGCUGGAGAAGCUGGCCGGUUGUGCUGCUAGUGCAAUGCACGGCUGGCAGCGCCAAGGGAGACAAGACGGAGUGACAAAAGGGGUGACGUGGACGGGCACUAGCGAGCAUCCCACGUGGAUCGAGAAUCCGGAGCUGCUGAUCAUACAGGCUUGGAGGACUAACGUGGAAGGAGAUCUUCUUGGGUUUCUCUUCGGAUUGGUACAGCCGGGUCGACGCCACCKGAUUGCGCAGGAGCUUAUCGCACCGAUSUGGCAACUCGCGAACGACCUCUCGCCCGRCAUCUAUUUUCAGAGUGACGACAGUCCUGCUCCGUACAUUUUCGAGCGAUCAUUGGACCCGUACCUUCAGUGGACUGCGUGCUUGGAGGAACCUAGGGAGGAGGAUACGCUACCAUCGCGGCAGGAGUACCUGAAGCCGUACGAGAUCAUCCCUCAAGCCUUCUAUCCGAGGGCAGAGGAAGUAGUGAUCGAYGACGACAAAGAAGAAGACGAAGACGAAGAAACAUCGGAGGAGGGAAGCUAUAGURAGCACAGCGAGGGCGAACUGAGCGAAGGAGAAGAGGAGGAAGAGAAAACUGGAUCCGAGUGGGAAGCCUUGCCGGAGGAAGCGACGCGUACAGGAACGGAGGCAGACGAUCCGGAAGCGGCGCAAAAACGCGAAGAAAUUGUCACCGGGAAGCGCCAACUGGAGUUCGCCAGCCAAACUAGCCUGCGCAUCAGCAAUGACCCGAUCAGGGAUCCAGAGCCGCCGAAGCCCGAAGAUGGCAACCCUGCAGCCGCCACCUCAAGUACCGUGCGACGGAGACGGAGCCGAUCCCCCUCCUCCCCCAGCCCCACCCGUCCCCCGGUUUGCCCACGUACCGAUGCGGGCCAUAGGCCUUCGUCCUCGAACGCUGUCCCGCCGACCCCUUGAUUUUCUCACCCUCGAGCAGAUCUGUACCCCCGUCACCUUCCCCUCCCAUCCUUUCCAUCCCCAUCUC